AUGGGCGAAAAAGGCAUCAUCGAACAUCCUGAACUCCUCAAGCUUGGGGAGCCUCUUCCUCCUGGAAAUCCCCAUGUAAGUCGCUCGCAAGUCAACUCGCUUCUAUUUAUUGAACAAACUGACCAUUUUUUUACACAGGGAAUAAGCGUCCACCUCCCAACAUGGGAAGACACACUCGGCUGGGCAAAGCGAGACCCCCGCGUAGUAGACACCAUGAAAACAGGCUACCCGCGCUUCUUCAUCCCGCGAGUAAUCGAACGCCUAGCCGACCGUCUUCUCGAGCACUUCACCCGCAAAGACAAGCAUGCCUUGAUCGUUUCGACAGGCCACCACGCGCUCAUGUGUCGCCAAUUCUUCCGCCAGAAGGUCGACCCCAAUUCCUCGAAAGUCACCUUCCCCAUCCUCAUCGCCCACUGGGACGGCACCAUCACUCCUGUUCGCGAGCAUGAACAUCUACCGAUUACAAUAAAAGCUCAACCACUACCACCCCUCGGCCAAGAAGACAUCUUCCUCGUUCCCUACCCCGUCGACAUGUUUCCCUCUGCUAAAUCCUUCUGGCAACACACCGGCUUUGGCAUCUCCAGUCGACGCGCGACUUACUGGAUGGAAUGCGCCCCUUUUUUUCAGUCCACUCCCCCCACCAGUUCAGACCACCUACCUGAACCUCCAACCCCAAUUACCUUCGACGAAACCACCACUACCGCCGCCCUCUCCUUACUCCGCACCCACCUCGCAAAAAGCUACUCCACCCCCUUUUUGCCCGUCUCCCCCUCCGACAUCUUUCUCUACCCUACAGGCAUGUCCUCUAUAGCCGCCCUCUCCACCGCUAUCAAAUCCCUUGUUUUGUCCACCCCCAGUUCCACCCCCAACCCCUCAGAUCCCCCCCGUAUCCCCUCCGUAGCUCUCUUCGGCUUCCUCUACGUCGACACCCUCAAACUCCUCUCCUCCCUCCUCGGCUUCUCUCUGCACCUCUUUCCCUACUCAACACCCCUUUCCUCCCUUUCGGAGUCCCUGGAGGGCGACCUGCAAAUCGAUCUAUUGGUGACAGAAUUCCCCGGGAAUCCACUGAUGCAAUCACCUGAUGUUUCUGGUCUUUAUAAGCUUUCGAGACGAUAUGGGUUCGCAUUGGUGGUGGAUGAUACUGUUGGAGGUACGGGAGCGAACGUGAAUGUUUUGGGGAAAUGUGAUGCUGUGGUGAGCAGUAUGACGAAGAUGGUGAGUGGGGGGUGUGAUGUUAUGGGGGGGUGUCUGGUUUUGAAUCCGCGGGCGGAAGGGGGGAGGUAUAAGGUUUUGAAGGAGAUGGAGGAAGAACGAGCUUGGUUCCUAGCCGAUAUCGCAGUCAUGGAACGAAACAGUCGAAAUUUCGUCCACCGCGUACGCAAAGCUAGCGCCAAUGCCGAAUGGCUAGUACACAACUUACUUCGACCACAUACCAGCGUGCAAGAAGUCUAUUAUCCCAAAGGGUCACCGACAGAAGAUAUCUACGAGCAGUUUCGGAGUCCAGAAGAAGAAGGCGGGUAUGGCUUCCUAGUCUCCAUCAAAUUCCUGACCCCCGCCAAGGCCAGAGCAUUCUAUGACGCCAUGGCGGUGGCCAAGGGGCCGAGUUUGGGAACGAACUUUACGCUGUGUUGCGCGUAUACGCUGUUAGCGCAUUAUCGAGAGCUGGAGUGGGCAGCCGAGUUCGGGGUGGUGGAGGAUCUGGUGAGGAUUAGUGUCGGGCUGGAGGACAAGGAGUGGUUGGGAGAGAGGGUGAGCAGGGCAUUGAAGGCGGCUGGGGAGUGUGACGAGUGAUGGUUGAAGAGGGAGGCCUGCAGGAGAUGAAAGGGAAGGUUGAUGCUUAGUAAGACUGUACUUGACGUUGACUGGCGUGUGAUUGGGACUGUGGACUACUGGAUGGAUUAAUAACAGAUACCCUCUAUUACCC
Molecule: messenger RNA, 1924 nt
Organism: Neurospora tetrasperma FGSC 2508
Lineage: Eukaryota; Fungi; Ascomycota; Sordariomycetes; Sordariales; Sordariaceae
Exons: 3
Coding region: 1-1791 (596 amino acids)
Biological process (GO): transsulfuration
Molecular function (GO): pyridoxal phosphate binding; cystathionine gamma-synthase activity
Source: RefSeq, a predicted model, not a curated record